AGCUAUUUCUCCCUUUCCAUACCAUAAAAACCGUUUGCGGACACCGCUAAGCGAUUCCUCUUACUUUCUCUCUCUACACGAACCAACGCAGGAAAAACAAAAAAUAGUUGGAUAUUAAAUUCUCUAAAUUACCUUGAAAUUGCUAUUUCAUACCAUUUUCAACCUCUUUCUCUAUUGGUUUAUUUUUCUCUGGGUAAAACUGUUGAUAUGCUCCCGCAGUCAUCAAAGUUCACCUGUCAUGUAUCCCAAUUGCACCACUAACUCAUCUUCCUCUUUGCAAUCACCUGAUCCCUGUAGGAUCAAAGAUGAUGAUGUUUCUCAGAGAAUGGUUGCAUGUGAUAUUUCAGGAACUGAUGUCGCCACUGCUACUUUUGGCUCAAUCAGCAUAGCCGAGGUGUCUUUACAAAAGAAGAAUGAUAAAAGUAAAAAAGACUAUAAAAGUUGUUGAUGCUUUAGAAAGUAAAUAUCCAACAACAAGUGUAUCGCCUGUCGGAGGAGGAGUGGAUGCUAAGCUAAGUUAAGCCAGAAUCAGGCUGCAACAAGAAGUGGCAGGAGAAGAACAGUUAAAAAAGCAUCUCCAGAUUUCAAUUUCUUGCAAAUUACAAGAAAAUUAAGCUAUUGCAGUAAGCACGCCCGUUCAUCAAUUUGGGGGUUGCUGGGAAAUAUGGUGCAAGCUGUUGAACACAACAGCACACUCGAGAUAGCUCAAAGUGAGCACAUAAAAUCAAAAACAACAAAGAAUGGUCAGGAAAAUGAGAAGCAGGGUAAGAAUCACACUGGUCAAAACUCGCGGAAAUCAAAGGGAAAAAUCUCCAUUCCUACAGGCCCCAUCACCUUGAAAGUUAAAUUUGGUUCACGUUGCCUGAUGGAUGUUGUUCCUCUUAUUGAUGAUCACGCUGACAAACAGUGCACUAUGGGAAAAGAGUUCAAAGAAUUGCCAAAUGUUGCCAGGAGUUUUGAUGAUCAGCUGAAGGGAGAGUUGCCCAGUCGGCAGUUCGGCAGGUGCAAUGGGAAUUUGGAUAAUGUGUAUGUUUCUGUAUCAGACAUAUGCCAAUCUGGAAAGAAGAUCAGUCAAAAUCCAGCGGACAAACUCUUGGACUUUCACAAUGACUCAUUUUCGGAGGAGGGGACAUCAAUUGAUAACAGGUGCUCAGAUGCUGGAACUUCACCUGACUCAGAAGUUAUCAACCUGGUUCCGGAUACUCAAAUAAAUGAGAGAGGCCGAGAAGAGUUGAAUGAUUUAAUUAUGCCUAAGCCAUCUGUCGCUCCUGGUGAUGUCCUGAGUUUGCGUGUGUAUGGCAGGAGCAAGAAAGGAAGGAAAAAAGAUAGUCUCCCAAAGUUAGCCAGUUCCGGUGUGAAAGAUCUGCUUAGUCCAGAUAGUAUGAGCAGUUCUCAAAUAUUUGGGCAACUCAUCCAAGGAGAAAAAGUACAAGAGGGAUCUUGUUGUUCUGAUACUUCUGCUCUGACACCAGGGCGGAUUGGCUUAGGCAACAUAUCGAGCACUGAGAUUGUUUCAGGAGAACUGUUACCUUGUUCAGGAGUGUCAGACUUAAGUAUCUCCUGUGCUACUUCGAUGUCUGAAAGUGGCAUAGAUGGUAAUAUUUGCUCUAGCCUUGGUACUGAAUCACCAGAGACUGAGUUGUCUGAGAAAAAAGCAUCCUCUCAUGAUGGACAAAAUGUUCCCAAAGGUGAAAGAUCAGAUGUAUUUGGCAAAGGCCGGUCACAAGUCCCGAACCCGAAAUCAUCCAAAAGUAGAGGAAGUGCUUCUAAAAAGAAGGGAAACAAAGAAAAACAAGAUAAUAAGCUUGAAGUGAAACAUGAGAGUUACCAUGUCACAAGUUUAUGUGAGGUGAAACACCACCAAGAAACAGAAAACGAAGCACCAUACGGGUUUGGAGAAGUUGGAUCGAGAUAUAAAACCUUAAAUGGAGGCAUUUCAGACUUGGACAUUACACGGGGUGUGGUGAGUCAGCCUCAUUUACAACCAAGAAAUGCCUGGGUACAGUGUGAUGAUUGCCUGAAGUGGAGGCGUAUAGCUUCCGAACUUGCUGAUCAAAUUGAUGAAACAAACUGCAAAUGGACUUGUAAGGAUAACUUGGAUAGAAACUUUGCUGAUUGCUCGAUUGCACAAGAAAAAUCAAAUUCAGAAAUUAAUGCUGAGCUGGAAAUAUCGGAUGCCUCUGGCGAGGAAGAUGCCCUCAGUAGACGCUUGAAUUCAAAUCAAUCAGGACAGAAGAAGGCACUUGUUUCCCAUCAAUCAUCUUGGACUCUGAUCAGGAGAAACUUAUUCCUGCAUCGUAGCCGCAAAAGUCAAACUAUUGAUGAGAUCAUGGUCUGCCAUUGCAACCCUCCUUCACAUGGCCGAAUGGGCUGCAGAGAUGGAUGCCUGAAUCGGAUGCUCAACGUUGAGUGUGUUCGAGGGUCUUGUCCAUGUGGAGAGCGCUGUUCGAAUCAGCAGUUCCAGAAGCGUAAGUAUGCUAAAUUGAAGUGCUUCAAAUGUGGAAAGAAGGGUUAUGGCCUGCAACUGCUUGAGGAUGUUUCCGAAGGGCAGUUUCUUAUAGAAUAUGUUGGGGAGGUCCUGGAUCUGCAUGCGCACGAGGCAAGACAAAAGGAGUAUGCCCUGAAGGGUCAUAAGCAUUUUUACUUUAUGACACUUAAUGGCAGUGAGGUUAUAGAUGCGUGUGCUAAAGGGAAUUUGGGCCGUUUCAUUAACCAUAGUUGUGAUCCUAAUUGCCGUACAGAAAAGUGGAUGGUCAAUGGAGAGGUUUGCAUUGGACUCUUUGCUUUAAGGGAUAUCAAGAAGGGGGAGGAGGUUACAUUUGACUACAAUUAUGUGCGCGUUUUCGGGGCUGCAGCGAAAAAAUGUGUCUGUGGCUCGCCUCACUGUCGGGGCUAUAUAGGCGGCGACCUACUGAAUGCAGAAGUCAUAGUGCAGGAUGAUUCAGAUGAUGACUAUCCUGAACCCAUUGUUUUCUGCGAGGAUGGUGACAUGGGUGAUGAACUAAACAACAUUAUAUCUGCAAGAAGUUCAUUUAAUGUCGCAGAAAUUAGAACUAAAGAAACACCUAAAAACAAAUAUAAACUGGAUGAACCUGUUACUGGAAACCUGGAGAAUUCCACCCAAACACACAUAGGGGAUAUAAUGGAACAUGAAAAUACCAAAGUGGCUAACUCUGCUGCUGUUUUUAGCUCUAAAAUCAAGGAGGAAAUCAACAAGUUCCAUAAUGAAUCCCCUUCAUCAUCUCUGAAGAAGCUGGGAUCAUCUGAGGCAAAAGAGGGACUAGAAAUCCUGUUGCAUUCUUCAGUACGACCUGCAGGAAAUUCCUUGCCUUCGGAAGAUAUGAUCAUUGAAACUAUAUCUGAAGUAAAAAAAGAGUGCUUAGAUGCUGAAAAAGUUUCUUCUACACUGGACAUGGCAUUUCCAUCUCCAAAUGCAAUGCUUAGCAAGUCUUUGAAGAAGAAAUCAGGCAAUGGAGGAGCAAGUAAUGAAUCGUCAACAUCUUCUCGUCAAUCAUCUUCAGUUAAAAAGGGAAAAUCUAAGAAUAGUGCUGUGAAUUUAACAGCACUAUCUGAUAUGGACAACAAAUUGCAAAUUCCACAACCUAAAUUCAGGAAACCACCUUAUGAUUCCUCAAAUGCUCGUGCUGAAGCAGUCGAAGAGAAACUUAAUGAGUUGCUGGAUCAUGAUGGCGGAAUAAGCAAACGCAGGGAUGCAUCUAGGUGCUACUUGAAGCUCCUCCUUUUAACUGCUGCUUCAGGAGAUAGCUGCAAUGGUGAAGCUAUUCAGAGUAACCGGGAUCUCUCAAUGAUCCUUGAUGCGCUUUUGAAGACCAAGUCGCGCACUGUUUUGGUGGAUAUUAUUAAUAAGAAUGGUUUGCAGAUGUUACACAACAUAAUGAAACGAUACCGGAGGGAAUUCAAUAAGAUCCCAAUUCUCAGAAAGUUGCUUAAGGUUUUAGAGUAUCUGGCUGUUAGAGAGAUUCUUUCGCAUGAGCACAUUAACGGAGGUCCCUCUAGACCCGGAGUAGAGAGCUUUAGGGACUCAAUUUUGCGAUUGACAGAUCACACAGACAAACAGGUUCAUCAAAUUGCAAGGAACUUCAGAGAUAGGUGGAUACCUAGACCUCCCAGAAAAAGUAGCUGCAUUGACAGAGAUGACAGCCAGAUUGAGCAUCCUUCUCCACUGUACAAUAGGUGUACACCAUUACAAGACCAUCGUGGUGAUUGGAGUAUGAAACCUUCAGAAACAGAAGAAUGUACCUGCCAUAUAAUGGUAGAAUCUACUACAGCAGGUGCUGGUAUCCUUGAUGGCUCAUCUACUUCAUGUGUUGUUGGGGCACCCAAUGGGGCAAGGAAACGUAAGCGUAAGAGUCGAUGGGAUCAGGAGGCAGAAUCAAGUUUAGAUCAAAGAACUGAAACCAAUAUGGCUGAUGAUCGAACACAGGACAUAAAUGAUGCCCCCCCUGGAUUUUCAGUCCCCAUGAAGGCCUCUAGAGUCUCAUGUGGUGUUUCCUCAGGUGCAGCUUGUAGUCUACAAGAACAUAGUUGCAAGAAGCAUCCACAUCCAAUGGUCACAGGGUAUUUGCAGCAGAGGUUUAUUUCAAGAUUGCCAGUCUCUUAUGGAAUUCCAUUUUCCAAAGUGCAGCAGUUUGGGUCAUUUCAAAAAGAAAGACGUGAUGUUUGGGAUGUUGCCCCAGGAGUACCUUUCCAUCCUUUUCCUCCUUUGCCGACAUAUCCCCGUGAUAGAAGAGAUUCCACGUCUUCUGCUGCUAGUGCUGGAAUUUUUAGCGAGCCAUCUCAAAAUGCUGGACAAGAUCGCCAUUCUUGUUCUCCGGGCCACUCUGCUCAUAAUCCUCCAUGCCUAUCCGGGGCAAACCUCCCGCAAGACGAUGCAAAUACCCAAUUUGGUUUUGAACGAACUGGGGGCUAUCAUAAUUUGGGAAGGAAAUAUUUUCGGCAGCAAAAGUGUAUUAACUCAAAAAGGCCUCCUUGGGGAAGAAGUGGCUGGGGGUGCACAGGAAAGAACUUAAAAGAUAGUAUGUGCAGUGUAGGUGUAGCAAGCAAAGAGAAUGAAUCUAGGAGUUCCCAUAACCCUAAAAUGGAGAAUUUGGGGCAUACUUAUCAACAGAAUCAUUCACAACAGAGAUAGCUUUAACUUCAUAGGCAAAAGACCUCAGGAGCCUCCAAGUUUUUCUCCAGUGCUCCUUUGUACUUGUAUUCUUUGCCACCAACUGAAUUGUAAAGCACUUAUUCCCUUUUAUUUGUUAAGGUUAAGGAUAAAAAGAUACUCUGAUACGACGAUGUGCUGCAUUGGCAAUAUCAUUAUUCAUGCCUUACAGAGGUACCCUUCCUAAUUCUUUUUAUUAUUACUUGAUGGGAAGUACUGUCAGAGAAAAUUGAUUUAUUUAUGUUGCUACAGUGUAAUUGUUGCUGUAGUUUUGUUGAAAUGUAUGUUCUUUACACUGAAAACUGAUCCUGCUACAGGCAUUUUAGUAGUAUAAUCUCAGUUGCAGUGCUUUCUUUUUCUUCUUUUA
This is a messenger RNA of Nicotiana attenuata, 5534 nucleotides long. Its product is annotated as histone-lysine N-methyltransferase ASHH2-like. The transcript is spliced from 18 exons. Lineage: Eukaryota; Viridiplantae; Streptophyta; Magnoliopsida; Solanales; Solanaceae. The record is from RefSeq and is a predicted model, not a curated record. Gene Ontology annotation, cellular component: nucleus; chromatin. Gene Ontology annotation, molecular function: protein binding; histone H3K36 methyltransferase activity; zinc ion binding. Gene Ontology annotation, biological process: regulation of DNA-templated transcription. The coding region runs from base 665 to 5149 and encodes 1494 amino acids.